This is a messenger RNA of Alternaria alternata, 1623 nucleotides long. RefSeq names its product MFS gliotoxin efflux transporter glia. Lineage: Eukaryota; Fungi; Ascomycota; Dothideomycetes; Pleosporales; Pleosporaceae. The record is from RefSeq and is a predicted model, not a curated record. Bases 1 to 1623 code for a protein of 540 amino acids. Gene Ontology annotation, biological process: transmembrane transport. Gene Ontology annotation, molecular function: transmembrane transporter activity. The transcript is spliced from 2 exons.
AUGAGCGGAGAACCAAUCGAGCUCGCCAAUCUUGGAGCUGUGGAAGCGCCAACGGCUGCAGCGAUAUCUGACACCACUGCACCACUUCCUCAAUACCCUCGUGGUAUCCGCUUGGUUCUGGUCACAGUCGGCCUUAUCCUUUCCAUCUUCCUCGCAGCUUUAGACUCGACAAUCAUCGCUACAGCAAUUCCGAGUAUCACCACCCAAUUCGGCAGUAUCAGCAAUAUAGCCUGGUAUGGCUCGUCAUACUCCAUCACCAACACUGCGUUCCAAUCCGCGUGGGGCAAAGCUUACCAGUACUUUAACCUCAAAGCGACAUUCAUGUGUGCGAUUGCAGUGUUCGAGAUUGGUAAUGUAAUAUGCGCAACUGCACCAUCGAGUGAGGUGUUGAUCUUUGGAAGGAUCGUGGCUGGCAUGGGCGGUGGUGGGGUGAUGACGGGCGCGUUCAUCAUCAUCGCAAUUACUGCUGGGCCGGAGUACAGAUCAGCGUAUAUGGGUGUGCUGGGUGUGACGUUUGGAUGUGCGAGCGUCGUAGGGACGUUGAUGGGUGGUGCUUUGACAGAUGGCCCCGGAUGGAGGUAUUGCUUCUGGAUCAGUCUACCGAUCGGUUUCGCUGCAGCGCUCACGAUGUUUCUUUGCUUCAAGAACCCCGAAAAGCCCAAAGAUGUACCUCUCCGCGAGAAAGUAUUGAAUCUGGAUCUUAACGGCGCAGUCUUACUCUCCGGGUGUUUCUCGUGCUUCAUUCUGGCCAUGCACUGGAUAGGCAUCAUGCCUUGGACGAGUGCUCGUGUUAUUGGCAGCUUCGUGGGCUUCGCAAGUCUCUUCAUCUGCUUUGCCGUCAACGAGUAUGUCAUGGGCAGCCGUUCUAUGGUACAGUUUCACUUGUUCAAGAACAAAUUGGUUUCAGCCAAUUUGCUCUAUGCCAUGUUCCUUGCUGGCGCCUUCUUCCCACUUAUGUAUACGCUACCCAUUCAGUUUCAAGCUGUCGACAACAACACGGCUUCGCAAAGCGGUAUCCGGCUCAUCCCGCUUGUCAUGGGCGUCUCGGUCUUCACCAUGAUAUCGAAUGGACUGCUCACAUUUUGGCGCCAUUACAAGCCCUUCUUCUUACUUGGCGCACUCUUUGCUGUGGUUGGCAAUACGAAGAUACACUCCCUGGACGUCAGUACACCAAUCAAAGACUGGGUUGGCUUCGAACUCUUGACAGCCAUGGGAGUUGGCCUCGCUCUUCAGAUCCCGAUGAUCGCGAACCAAGCCCUGGUUCCCGCUGAAGAUCUGGGAGCUGCAACAUCCAUGUCGCUGUUCAUGGAGAAUUGUGGUACUGUUCUGUUUGUCGCAUCGGGUGAAGCAGCAUUUACGAACGGACUCCUUUCAAGUCUUGCCCGUAAUUUGCCACAAGUCGAUGCGAAAGUGGUAUUAGAUGCCGGCGCGACGCAGAUACGCGCUCUUUUCUCAGGUCACGAGCUGGAGCAGGUGUUGGGUGGAUAUCUAGAUGGUUGUAAGACAAGUCAUAUCGUCACCGUAGCUUGUGGAGCGAUGGCUGCGGCGAUCAGCUUGUCGAAUGCAGGGCCGGCAGCCAUCAAAGAGUUGAAGAAGAGUAUCGAAAAGAGCCAUGAGCGAUGA